Triticum turgidum subsp. durum (durum wheat) is the source of this 1383-nucleotide messenger RNA. The record is from the annotation of a GenBank genome assembly. NCBI's taxonomy places the organism in Eukaryota, Viridiplantae, Streptophyta, Magnoliopsida, Poales, Poaceae.
AUGGCGACCCUGACCAAGCAAAGAAGAGAUAAACUCCAAAAAUUGAAAGAAAGAAAAAGAAGCAAACAACGAGUCGCACACUGGACCUGGUUUUGGGCCGGGCCUUACCAUGGGCUCGGCCCGAGGGAUCAUCCGGCAUCCACAACAAAACGAUCCCCCAAAUUACCGCAUCAGACGGCACACCCACUCCAGUUAUCCGAAUCCCCGGCACCAGCAGCGAGUUAUGACUGUGAAGAUAAGUUACUGGUUCGUAGAUUCAGACAGUUCACUGCUGCAUUUCACUGCCCAAUUUCAAUGCUCGCACUUGGGCACGAACCGGUCGGUACAACUGCAGAAAACCAUAACAAUCCUAAUCAGACCUUCACUGUGAUGGAUAAUUACAAGAAUGUUCCUCAGUUCCUUUAUGGCUUAAGCCCAUCUCAGAUGGAAAUGUUUACAACUGACGACAACCCUUAUAAUCGGCAGUCAAAGAAAGUUACAGAGGUUGGCACACAUGAGGGCCCUGCGAGUUACAGCAUGGGUAUGGGCAUGCCCAGCAUGAGCAUGGGAAGAGCAGGGAAAGGAUAUAGAAGAAUGAGAAGCUCAGCCCCAGAUCUGCCAUCAUUGCUGUUGGACUCCCGAAUUAUAUUUCUUGGAAUGCCAAUUGUUCCAGCUGUAACUGAGCUUAUUGCUGCUCAGUUUCUGUGGCUAGACUAUGAUGACCGCACAAAGCCAAUUUACUUGUAUAUAAACUCAACAGGAACCAUGGAUGAAAAUAACGAGCUGGUCGCAUCUGAAACUGAUGCCUAUGCAAUUGCUGAUUUCAUUAAUCGAAGCAAAGCUAAGGUUUACACCAUCAAUCUUAGCAUGGCAUAUGGUCAGGCUGCAAUGCUUCUUUCCCUGGGGAUGAAGGCUAAACUGCACCUGCCCAAGGUCCACAAAUCCGGUGGAGCUGCCAUUGAUAUGUGGAUUAAGGCAAAAGAGCUGGAAACCAACACGGACUACUACCUGGAGCUCGUGUCCAAGGGAGUCGGUAAACCGAAGGAAGAGCUCGCGGAGUUCCUGAGAGGCCCGAGGUACUUCCGCGCGCAGGAGGCCAUUGACUACGGGCUCGCGGACACGAUCCUGCACUCGCUGGACGGCUCUUUCAAGCCGAAGGACCUGACGGCGCAGCUGGCCAAGGCGCAGGAGAUGCGGCAGUCUGGGAAGCGCGCACCAGCUGGAGCUGGGCGAUGGUCGACUCCGACCGCUCCCAGAUGUGAUAGUGAACCCCGAAUUUCGGAAAAUCUUUUGAAGUUCGAUAUUAUCAGUCUCAUUAUGCUCAUGGAGUCGCCGAUACGUUCAAACUUUGUGAAUGCAAAAAAUCCAGAUACUUUUCUUGAGAAAUCUGGGUCAAUAAGCUAG